This is a messenger RNA of Jaculus jaculus (lesser Egyptian jerboa), 13714 nucleotides long. It is a transcript of the gene Tnxb, whose product is annotated as tenascin XB. Gene Ontology annotation, molecular function: protein binding. The record is from RefSeq and is a predicted model, not a curated record. The transcript is spliced from 47 exons. The coding region runs from base 159 to 13565 and encodes 4468 amino acids. NCBI's taxonomy places the organism in Eukaryota, Metazoa, Chordata, Mammalia, Rodentia, Dipodidae.
CACAGUGGUGGUGGCUCGGAGAAGAAGCCUGGGCGCUGGGACAAGUGCGGAGUCUUGGGGCGGGCAGGGCUGCCGCGGGGGUAGGUACCCUGGGGCGCCCGGGACUGGACUGGGCAGGUGCAGAGGCAAAGCGGCGGUCCGGUUCCCCGGCCUCCCGAAUGAUGCCAGCUCAAGGUCCCCUCACUGCUAGUCUGGCCGUCCUGGUGUUGCUGGGCACAGUCAGAGCAGGUCCCUUCUCUCCACGGUCCAAUGGGACGCUCUCGUCCCCACGGCCCCCUCCCCAGCCCGGGGGCCCCUCUUCUCAGCUUUAUGAACAUACGGUGGAAGGAGGGGAAAAGCAAGUGGUAUUCACCCAUCGCAUUAACCUGCCUCCCUCUGCUGGCUGUGGCUGUCCCCCGGGCACCGAGCCUCCCGCGCCUGCUUCGGAGGUGCAGGCCCUGAAGGUCCGGCUGGAGGUCCUGGAAGAGCUGGUUAAGGGGCUCAAGGACCACUGCACCGGAGGAGGAUGUUGCCCUGUGGCGGCCCAGGCUGGCACAGGCCAGACGGACGUGCGCAGCCUCUGCAGCCUCCACGGCGUGUUCGACCUGAGCCGCUGCGCCUGCUCCUGCGAGCCGGGGUGGGGCGGACCUACUUGCUCGGACCCGGCCGACGCUGGGACACCCACCUUCUCCCCGUCCACAGCCCCGGGGUCCUCCUGUCCGGAUGAGUGCAACGAUCAGGGACGCUGUGUCCGGGGACGCUGCGUGUGCUUCCCAGGUUACACGGGGCCCAGCUGUGGCUGGCCCUCCUGCCCGGGGGAUUGCCGCGGGCGAGGGCGCUGCGUGCAGGGCGCGUGUGUGUGUCGCGCGGGCUUCUCGGGCGCGGACUGCAGCCAGCGCGCCUGCCCUCGGGGCUGCAGCCAGAGGGGACGCUGCGAGGAUGGCCGCUGCGUGUGCAAUCCGGGUUACACUGGGGAGGACUGCGGGGUGCGUUCCUGCCCUCGGGGCUGCAGCCAGAGGGGCCGCUGCGAGAAUGGCCGCUGCGUGUGCAAUCCGGGUUACACUGGGGAGGACUGCAGCCAGCGCGCCUGCCCUCGGGGCUGCAGCCAGAGGGGACGCUGCGAGGACGGCCGCUGCGUGUGCAAUCCGGGUUACACUGGGGAGGACUGCAGCCAGCGCGCCUGCCCUCGGGGCUGCAGCCAGAGGGGACGCUGCGAGGACGGCCGCUGCGUGUGUGACCCCGGCUACACUGGGGAGGACUGCGGGGUGCGGAGCUGCCCCCGGGACUGCGGCGAGGGAGGUCGCUGCGUGGACGGGCGCUGCGUGUGCUGGCCCGGGUAUGCGGGCGAGGACUGCGGGGUGCGGACGUGCCCGCGGGACUGCCGGGGCCGCGGGCGCUGCGAGGACGGCGAGUGCAUCUGCGACGCGGGCUACUCCGGGGACGACUGCGGGGUGCGGAGCUGUCCCGGCGACUGUCACCAACGGGGCCGCUGCGAAGACGGGCGCUGCGUGUGCUGGCCCGGGUACACAGGGCCCGACUGCGGCGCCCGAGCGUGCCCACGUGACUGCCGGGGCCGCGGGCGCUGCGAGGACGGCGUGUGCGUGUGCCAGGCGGGCUUUACGGGCGAGGACUGCGGGGUGCGGAGCUGUCCCGGCGACUGUCGCGGGCGUGGACGCUGCGAGAGCGGACGCUGCGUGUGCUGGCCGGGGUACACGGGCCGCGACUGUGGCACACGCGCCUGCCCCGGAGACUGUCGCGGGCGUGGACGCUGCGUGGACGGCCGCUGCGUGUGCAACCCGGGCUUCACGGGCGAGGACUGCGGGAGCCAUCGUUGUCCCGGGGACUGCAGGGGACACGGGCGCUGCGAGGACGGCGUGUGCGUGUGCGACGAAGGCUACUCGGGCGAGGACUGCGGCGUGAGACGGUGCCCGCGGGACUGCAACCAACGCGGCGUGUGCCAGGACGGCGUGUGCACCUGCUGGGCGGGCUACGAGGGCCUAGACUGCGGCGUCCUCACCUGCCCGGCCGACUGCCACCGACGCGGGCGCUGCGAGGACGGGCGCUGCGUGUGCGACCCAGGCUACACCGGCCCCGCUUGUGCCACCCGCACCUGCCCCGCAGACUGCCGGGGCCGUGGGCGCUGCGUGCAGGGCACAUGCAUGUGCCAUGCGGGCUACAGCGGGGAGGACUGCGGUCAGGAAGAACCUCCCGCCAGCGCCUGCCCCGGGGGCUGUGGGCCCCGGGAACUGUGUCGGGGAGGACAGUGCGUGUGCGUGGAGGGUUUCCACGGCCCGGACUGCGCCAUCCAGACGUGCCCCAGGGACUGUCUUGGCAAGGGAGAGUGUCUCCAGGGCCGAUGUGUCUGCCAGGAAGGCUACGCUGGGGAAGACUGCGGGGAAGAGGUGCCAGCCAUAGAGAGCAUGAGGAUGCAACUCCUGGAGGAGACCACAGUUCGAACGGAGUGGACCCGGGCUCCUGGCCCCGUGGACGCCUAUGAAAUCCAGUUCAUCCCUGUGACAGAGGGAGUGAGCCCCCCCUUCACAGCACGGGUUUCCAGCUCCGCCUCAGCCUAUGACCAGAGAGGACUGGCCCCUGGUCAGGACUACCAAGUCACAGUCCGUGCCCUGCGAGGGACCAGCUGGGGUCCUCCCAUCUCUAAGACCAUCACCACCAUGAUUGAUGGUCCCCAAGACCUCCGUGUGGUGGCUGUGACUCCCACCACACUGGACCUCAGCUGGCUGCGUCCUCAGGCAGAGGUAGACCGAUUUGUGGUGUCCUAUGUCAGUGCUGGCAACCAGAGGGUGCGGCUGGAAGUUCCUCCGGAGGCAGACAGGACGCAGCUGACCGACCUGAUGCCAGGCGUGGAAUAUGUGGUGACUGUCACUGCAGAGAGGGGCCGUGCAGUCAGCUACCCGGCUUCUGUUAGGGCCAACACAGGUAUGCCGGAGGAGGAGGAGGAGGAGUGGCGUCCGCGGCCGAGCCCGCCGCGGCCCCCGCGACGCCCGUGGGGGAACCUGCCGGCCGAGCUGGGCCGCUUCCAGGGCACGGCGGAGGACCUGGAGCGCCACCUGCGCGCGCACCGGUACGCGCUGCGCGCCAACCAGACGUACGCGUCGGUGGCGCGUCACCUGCACGCGUUCCUGCGGCGCCAGGUGCUGGGCAGUGCGGCCGACGGCGCGCUGCUCGUGGCCCUCGACGGGCUCCGCGGACAGUUCGAGCGCGUGGUGCUGCGCUGGCGACCGCUGCCGCCCGCCCCGGGGCCCUCCGGGGAGCUCUCGGUGCCCGGCACGUCCCGCACCGUCCGCCUGCCCGACCUCAAGCCCGCCACCACCUACCACGUGGAGGUCCACGGGGUGCGGGCAGGGCAGGUGUCCAAGUCCUACGCCUUCAUCACCACCACAGGGUCCUUACCCUCUGGCCUCUUGGGGGCUACUGAUGAGCCUCUUCCCUCAGGCCCCUCGACAACCCAAGGGGCCCAGGCUCCUAUCCUGACCCUGGAGCGUCAUCCUCAGGAGCUGGGAGAGUUGAAGGUGCUGGGCAGAGACAAGACAGGGCGCCUGCGCGUGGCCUGGACUGCCCAGCCCGACACCUUUGCCCACUUCCAGCUGCGCCUUCAGGUGGCGGAGGGGCCGCAGGCACAUGAGGAACUGCUGCCAGGAGACGUCCGCCAGGCUCUGGUGCCCCCGCCCCCUCCCGGAGCCCCCUACCAGCUGUUCCUCCAUGGGAUCCCCCCUGGGGGCAAGCCCUUGGCUCCCAUCACCUACCAAGGCAUUAUGGACAGAGCUGAGGAACAGCCUGGGAAGCCAUCAGCCCCACCACGUCUAGGCGAGCUGACGGUGAGGGACCUGACAUCGGACUCCCUGCUCCUGCACUGGACUGUCCCUGAGGGGGAGUUCGAUUCCUUUGUGAUCCAGUACAAGGACAAAGAUGGACCCCAGGUGAUACCCGUAGAGGGGCCCCAGCGCUCAGCACCCAUCGCAUCCCUAGAACCGGGCCGCAAGUACAAAUUUGUCCUGUAUGGGCUCGUUGGCAAGAAGAGGCACGGCCCCUUGGUAGCUGAAGCCAAGACAGCACCUCAGAGCGCCCCCAGCCCAGAAACCCCACCACGCCUGGGAGAGCUGUGGGUGACAGACCCCACCCCAGACUCACUGCACCUCUCUUGGACCGUCCCUGAGGGCCAGUUCGACUCCUUCAUGGUCCAGUACAGAGACAGGGAUGGGCGGCCCCACGUGGUCCCUGUGGAAGGACCUGAGCGCUCGGUUACGGUGUCGACCCUGGAUCCCAGUCACAAAUACAGAUUCACUCUCUUUGGGAUUGCCAACAAGAAGCGGUAUGGCCCCCUCACUGCCGACGGCACCACCGCCCCAGAAAAGGAAGAGGAGACCCCUCACCCCGAGACCCAGGAACAGCCCCUCUUGGGGGAGCUAACAGUGACUGGUGUGACCCCAGACUCCCUGCAUCUCUCCUGGACCGUGGCACAGGGCCCCUUCGACUCCUUUGUGGUCCAGUACAAGGAUGCCCAGGGGCAGCCCCAGGCCGUGCCCGUCGUGGGAGAUGAAAAUGAGGUCACUGUCCCAGGCCUGGAGUCCAACCGGAAGUAUAAGAUGAACCUCUACGGGCUUCGUGGCAGGCAGCGUGUGGGGCCUGUGUCUGUGGUGGCCAAGACGGCACCACAGGGUAGUGUGGAUGAGACCCUCAGCCCCACAGAGCCUGGCACAAAGGCCACAGAACCCCCUGAGAAGCCCCGCCUGGGGGCGGUGACCGUGACAGAAGCCACUACCGACUCUCUGAGCCUCUCCUGGACAGUCCCUGAGGGACAGUUUGACCACUUCCUGGUCCAGUACAGGAACGGGGACGGGCAGCCCAAGGUGGUGCGGGUGCCGGGACAUGAGGACCAGGUCACCAUCCCGGGCCUGGAGCCAGACCACAAGUACAAGAUGAACCUGUAUGGCUUCCACAGCGGCCAGCGCGUGGGCCCCGUGUCUGCCAUCGGGGUGACAGCUGCAGAGGAAGAGACCCCCACGGAGCCCAGCACAGAGGCCCCACAGCCCUCUGAGGAGCCGCUCCUGGGGGAGCUGACGGUGACAGGAUCCUCUCCAGACUCCCUGAGCCUGUCCUGGACCGUCCCCCAAGGCCACUUCGACUCCUUCACCAUCCAGUACAAGGACAGGGACGGGCAGCCCCAGGUGGCGCGUGUCGAUGGCCAGGAGAGGGAGGCCACCGUGGGGGAGCUGGAGCCAGGGCGCAAGUACAAGAUGCACCUGUAUGGACUCCGCGAGGGGCAGCGCGUGGGCCCCGUGUCCGCCGUGGGCGUGACUGGAGAAGUGACCUCUCCAGCCACCGAGCCCCCUUUGGAGCCACGCCUGGGAGAGCUGACCGUGGAAGGCAUGACCCCCAACUCUGUGAGCCUCUCGUGGACAGUCCCUGAGGGACAGUUUGACUCCUUCGUUGUCCAGUACAAAGACAGGGACGGGCAGCCCCAGGUGGUGCCCGUGGAUGCAGACCAGCGUGAGGUCACUGUGCCAGACCUGGAACCUGCCAGAAAGUACAAGAUGAACUUCUACGGGCUAUAUGGCAGGCAACGUGUGGGUCCCCUCUCUGUCGUGGCCAUGACGGACCCCCUCCCACCAGCACCAGCAACUGAGUCCUCCAAGUUCUCCCCGGAACCACGCCUGGGAAACCUGACUGUGACAGACGUGACCCCUGACUCCGUGGGCCUCUCGUGGACCAUCCCUGAGGGUGAAUUUGACUCCUUCAUGGUCCAGUACAAGGAUAGGGAUGGGCAGCCCCAGGUGGUGCCGGUGGCGGGAGACCAGCGCGAGGUCAUUGUCCCUGGCCUGGAGCCCAGCAAGAAAUACAAGUUCCUGCUCUUUGGGACCUGGGAUGGGAAACGACGUGGCCCAGUCUCGGUGGAAGUGAAGACAGCUGCCCGAGGUGACGCCAGUCCUGGGGCCCCACCCCGCCUUGGGGAACUGUGGGUGACAGAGCCCACCACAGAUUCCCUACGUCUCUCCUGGACGGUUCCUGAAGGCCACUUCGACUCUUUCAUGGUCCAGUUCAAGGACAAGGGUGGGCCCCAGGUGGUGCCCAUCGAGGGCCGUGAGCGCACAGCCACCAUCAGGCCCCUGGAUGCUGGCCGCAAGUACAAGUUUCUCCUCUAUGGCCUCCUGGGCAAAAAGCGCUUCGGCCCCCUCACUGCGGAUGGCACCACGGAGCCCCCGAGCACUGCGGAGCACACCAGAGGGAAGCAGCCUGCAAAGCCACGCCUGGGAGACGAGCUGCAGGUGACCGACGUGACUCAGGACUCCGUGGGCCUCAUGUGGACGGUCCCUGAGGGCCAGUUUGACUCCUUUGUGAUCCAGUACAAGGACAAGGACGGGCAGCCCCAGGUGGUGCCCGUGGAGGGCAGCCUCAGGGAGGCCAGGGUCUCGGGCCUGGACCCUGCCCGCAGGUACAAGCUGCUGCUCUAUGGCCUGCACAGCGGCAAACGUGUGGGUCCCCUCUCUGCCGUUGCUGUGACCGCCCCCAGGGAAAUAGCUGAGGCUGGGACCGAGAGCCCGACACAUGCCGCCGUGGAGCCUCGCCUCAGGGAGCUGACCCUGGAGGAGGCCACGCCGCAGAGCCUGCAUCUCUCCUGGAUCACCGAGGGAGAGUUUGACUCCUUCGAGGUCCAGUAUGCAGAUAGAGAUGGACAACUCCAAGUGGUCAGUGCAAGGGGCGACCAGAGUGACAUCACACUCACUGGCCUGGAAGCCGACCGUAGAUACCUGGUGACCCUGUAUGGUUUUCAUGAUGGGCAUCGUGUGGGUCCUGUUGAAAUCGAGGCCCUGACAGCGCCACAGGAGGAGGAGGAGCCCUCAGAACCUCCCACCAUGGCCCCCAAGCCCCGCCUGGGGGCGCUGACCGUGACAGACGCCACCCGAGACUCCCUGAGCUUCUCCUGGACAGUCCCUGAGGGACAGUUUGACCACUUCCUGGUCCAGUACAGGAACGGGGACGGGCAGCCCAAGGCGGUGCGGGUGCCGGGACAUGAGGACCAGGUCACCAUCCCGGGCCUGGAGCCAGACCACAAGUACAAGAUGAACCUUUAUGGCUUCCACAGCGGCCAGCGUGUGGGCCCCGUGUCUGCCUUCGGGGUGACAGCUGCAGAGGAAGAGACCCCCACGGAGCCCAGCACAGAGGCCCCACAGCCCUCUGAGGAGCCUCUUCUGGGGGAGCUGACAGUGACAGGAUCCUCUCCAGACUCCCUGAGCCUGUCCUGGACCGUCCCCCAAGGCCACUUCGACUCCUUCACCAUCCAGUACAAGGACAGGGACGGGCAGCCCCAGGUGGCGCGUGUCGAUGGCCAGGAGAGGGAGGCCACCGUGGGGGAGCUGGAGCCAGGGCGCAAGUACAAGAUGCACCUGUAUGGACUCCGCGAGGGGCAGCGCGUGGGCCCCGUGUCCACCGUGGGCAUGACUGCCCCUGCAGAGAAGCCCACUGACAGCCCCACUGAGAAGCCCCGCCUGGGGGCGCUGACCGUGACAGACGCCACCCGAGACUCCCUGAGCUUCUCCUGGACAGUCCCUGAGGGACAGUUUGACCACUUCCUGGUCCAGUACAGGAACGGGGACGGGCAGCCCAAGGCGGUGCGGGUGCCGGGACAUGAGGACCAGGUCACCAUCCCGGGCCUGGAGCCAGACCACAAGUACAAGAUGAACCUGUAUGGCUUCCACAGCGGCCAGCGCGUGGGCCCUGUGUCUGCCAUUGGGGUGACAGCUGCAGAGGAAGAGACCCCCACGGAGCCCAGCACAGAGGCCCCGCAGCCCUCCGAGGAGCCGCUCCUGGGGGAGCUGACAGUGACGGGAUCCUCUCCAGACUCCCUGAGCCUGUCCUGGACCGUCCCCCAAGGCCACUUCGACUCCUUCACCAUCCAGUACAAGGACAGGGACGGGCGGCCCCAGGUGGCGCGUGUCGAUGGCCAGGAGAGGGAGGCCACCGUGGGGGAGCUGGAGCCAGGGCGCAAGUACAAGAUGCACCUGUAUGGACUCCGCGAGGGGCAGCGCGUGGGCCCCGUGUCCACCGUGGGCGUGACUGCCACACAGCAUGAAGCUACAACCACCCAUGUGCCUUCUGAGAAGCCCCGCCUGGGGGCGCUGACCGUGACAGACGCCACCUCCAACUCCCUGAGCCUCUCCUGGACGGUCCCCGAGGGACAGUUUGACCACUUCCUGGUCCAGUACAGGAACGGGGACGGGCAGCCCAAGGCGGUGAGGGUGCCGGGACAUGAGGACCAGGUCACCAUCCCGGGCCUGGAGCCAGACCACAAGUACAAGAUGAACCUGUAUGGCUUCCACAGCGGCCAGCGCGUGGGCCCCGUGUCUGCCAUCGGGGUGACAGCUGCAGAGGAAGAGACCCCCACGGAGCCCAGCAUGGAGGCCCCACAGCCCUCUGAGGAGCCGCUCCUGGGGGAGCUGACGGUGACAGGAUCCUCUCCAGACUCCCUGAGCCUGUCCUGGACCGUCCCCCAAGGCCACUUCGACUCCUUCACCAUCCAGUACAAGGACAGGGACGGGCGGCCCCAGGUGGUGCGUGUCGAUGGCCAGGAGAGGGAGGCCACUGUGGGGGAGCUGGAGCCAGGGCGCAAGUACAAGAUGCACCUGUAUGGAUUCCGCGAGGGGCAGCGCGUGGGCCCCGUGUCCACCGUGGGCGUGACUGAGGAGGAGGCAACGACCACGCAGGUGAUGCCAAUCACAACCCCGGAGCCACCUCCUGAGAAGCCCCGCCUGGGGGCGCUGACCGUGACAGACGCCACCUCCAACUCCCUGAGCCUCUCCUGGACGGUCCCCGAGGGACAGUUUGACCACUUCCUGGUCCAGUACAGGAACGGGGACGGGCAGCCCAAGGCGGUGCGGGUGCCGGGACAUGAGGACCAGGUCACCAUCCCGGGCCUGGAGCCAGACCACAAGUACAAGAUGAACCUGUAUGGCUUCCACAGCGGCCAGCGCGUGGGCCCCGUGUCUGCCAUCGGGGUGACAGCUGCAGAGGAAGAGACCCCCACGGAGCCCAGCACAGAGGCCCCACAGCCCUCUGAGGAGCCACUCCUGGGGGUGCUGACGGUGACAGGAUCCUCUCCAGACUCCCUGAGCCUGUCCUGGACCGUCCCCCAAGGCCACUUCGACUCCUUCACCAUCCAGUACAAGGACAGGGACGGGCGGCCCCAGGUGGUGCGUGUCGAUGGCCAGGAGAGGGAGGCCACCGUGGGGGAGCUGGAGCCAGGGCGCAAGUACAAGAUGCACCUGUAUGGACUCCGCGAGGGGCAGCGCGUGGGCCCCGUGUCCACCGUGGGCGUGACUGAGGAGGAGGCUACGACCACGCAGGUGAUGCCAACCACAACCCCGGAGCCACCUCCUGAGAAGCCCCGCCUGGGGGCGCUGACCGUGACAGACGCCACCUCCAACUCCCUGAGCCUCUCCUGGACGGUCCCCGAGGGACAGUUUGACCACUUCCUGGUCCAGUACAGGAACGGGGACGGGCAGCCCAAGGCGGUGCGGGUGCCGGGACAUGAGGACCAGGUCACCAUCCCGGGCCUGGAGCCAGACCAUAAGUACAAGAUGAACCUGUAUGGCUUCCACAGCGGCCAGCGCGUGGGCCCCGUGUCUGCCAUCGGGGUGACAGCUGCAGAGGAAGAGACCCCCACGGAGCCCAGCACAGAGGCCCCACAGCCCUCUGAGGAGCCACUCCUGGGGGUGCUGACGGUGACAGGAUCCUCUCCAGACUCCCUGAGCCUGUCCUGGACCGUCCCCCAAGGCCACUUCGACUCCUUCACCAUCCAGUACAAGGACAGGGACGGGCGGCCCCAGGUGGUGCGUGUCGAUGGCCAGGAGAGGGAGGCCACCGUGGGGGAGCUGGAGCCAGGGCGCAAGUACAAGAUGCACCUGUAUGGACUCCGCGAGGGGCAGCGCGUGGGCCCCGUGUCCACCGUUGGCAUGACUGCUCCAGAGGAGGAGGCUACAACCACGCCGGUGAUGCCAACCACAACCCUGGAGCCACCACCUCAGAAACCCCGCCUGGGGGCGCUGACCGUGACAGAUGCCACCGCCGACUCCCUGAGCCUCUCCUGGACGGUCCCCGAGGGACAGUUUGACCACUUCCUGGUCCAGUACAAGAAUGGAGAUGGACAGCCCAAGGCAGUGCGGGUGCCGGGACAUGAGGACCAGGUCACCAUCCCGGGCCUGGAGCCAGACCACAAGUACAAGAUGAACCUGUAUGGCUUCCACAGCGGCCAGCGCGUGGGCCCCGUGUCUGCCUUCGGGGUGACAGCUGCAGAGGAAGAGACCCCCACGGAGCCCAGCACAGAGGCCCCACAGCCCUCUGAGGAGCCUCUUCUGGGGGAGCUGACGGUGACAGGAUCCUCUCCAGACUCCCUGAGCCUGUCCUGGACCGUCCCCCAAGGCCACUUCGACUCCUUCACCAUCCAGUACAAGGACAGGGACGGGCGGCCCCAGGUGGUGCGUGUCGAUGGCCUGGAGAGGGAGGCCACCGUGGGGGAGCUGGAGCCAGGGCGCAAGUACAAGAUGCACCUGUAUGGACUCCGCGAGGGGCAGCGCGUGGGCCCCGUGUCCACCGUGGGCGUAACUGCCUCCCAGCCCACACAGCCCCCCAUGGAGCAGCGCCUGGGAGAGCUGUCUGUGGCAGAAGUGACCUCGGACACCGUGGGUCUGUCCUGGACAGUAGCCCAGGGCCCCUUCGACUCCUUUCUCGUUCAGUACAAGGACGCCCAGGGCCAGCCCCAGGCCGUGCCUGUGAGCGGAGAUGGGAGGGAAGUCACCCUCUGGGGCCUGGACCCGGCCCGCAAAUACAAGUUCCUGCUCUUCGGACUCCACGCGGGAAAACGCCACGGCCCAGUGUCUGUGGACGCCAGGACCCUCCCAGACACGAAGCCCCCUCCCCGCCUUGGGGAGCUGACAGUGAAGGACGUGACCCCUGACUCCGUGGGCCUCUCGUGGACCGUCCCUGAGGGUGAAUUUGACUCCUUCUUGGUCCAGUACAAGGACAGGGACGGGCAGCCCCAGGUGGUGCCGGUGACAGCUGACCAGCAUGGUGUCAUUGUCCCUGGCUUGGAGCCCAAUAAGAAAUACAAGUUUCUGCUCUAUGGCCUGGCAGGCCGGAAGCGGCUGGGCCCCGUUUCUGCCGAAGGCACCACAGCUCCCUUGGAGAGGACGCCACCACCCCGCCUUGGGGAACUGACGGUGACUGGAGAGACCCCCGACUCUGUGCAGCUUUCAUGGACGGUGGCCCAGGGCCCCUUUGACUCCUUCCUGAUCCAGUACAGGGACAGAGGUGGGCAGCCCCAUGCAGUGCCUGUGGCUGCUGACCAGCAGAAGGUCACUGUAGAGGGCCUGGAGCCCGGCAGGAAAUACAAGUUUCUGCUGUAUGGGCUCCUUGGAGGAAAGCGUCUGGGCCCCGUCUCCACAGUGGGAGUGACAGCCCCAGAAGAGGACACACCAGCCCCCGAGGACCCCGAGGCUCCUGAAGCACCCCGCCUGGGGAUGCUGGCUGUGACAGAGGCAACCCCAGACUCGCUGCGCCUCUCCUGGAGUGUGGCCCGCGGACCCUUUGACUCCUUUGUGGUCCAGUAUCAGGACACAGAGGGACAGCCCCAGGCUUUGCUCAUGGAUGGUGACCAGGACAAGGUCCUGAUCUCAGGCCUGGAGCCCAGUACCUCCUACAACUUCUCCCUCUAUGGCCUCCACGCGGGGAAGCGCCAUGGACCCAUCUCUGCUGAGGGCACCACAGGGCCAGCUCCUGCUGGCCUGGCCCCAGGGGACCCAGGACCCCGCUUGUCCCAGCUGUCAGUGACCGACGUGACCACAAGUUCUCUGCGGCUCAACUGGGAGGCUCCACUUGGAGCCUUCGACUCCUUCCUGCUCCGCUUUGGUGUCCCAUCACCAAGCAUCCUGGAGCCUCAUCCUCGUCCGCUGCUCCAGCGAGAGCUGAUGGUGCCUGGGACCCGGCGCUCAGCCGUGCUCCGCGAUCUUCGUCCUGGGACCCUCUACAGCCUUACUCUCUAUGGGCUGCGUGGGCCUCACAAGGCUGACAGCACCCAGGGCACUGCCCAUACCCUCAGCCCAGUUCUGGAAAGCCCCCGUGAUCUCCAGUUCAGUGACAUUGGUGAGACAUCAGCCAAGGUCAACUGGGUGCCACCACCAUCCAGGGUGGACAGCUUCAAAGUUUCCUACCAGCUGGCAGACGGAGGAGAGCCACAGAGUGUGCUGGUGGACGGCCGGACCCAGAGCCAGAUUCUCCAGGGCCUGAGCCCAGACACUCGCUACGAAGUGACCGUGGUCUCCGUCCGAGGCUUUGAAGAGAGCGAGCCUCUUACAGGCUUCCUCACCACAGUUCCUGACGGACCCACCCAGCUGCGUGCGCUGAACCUGACUGAGGGAUCUGCCCUACUGCACUGGAAGCCCCCCCAGAACCCUGUGGACAAAUACAACGUUCGGGUCGCAGCUCCCGGGGCCCCACCUCUACAGGCCUCUGCACCGGGCAGCGCUGUGGACUACCCCCUGCGUGACCUGGUGCUCCACACCAACUACACAGCCACCGUGCGGGGCCUGCGGGGCCCCAAUCUCACCUCCCCAGCAAGUAUCACCUUCACCACAGGGCUGAAGGCCCCCCAGGACUUGGAGGCCAAGGAAGUGACUCCCCGCACGGCCUUGCUCACAUGGACGGAACCUCAAGUCCCACCCACAGGCUACUUGCUCAGCUUUGACACCCCUGGAGGACAGACCCAGGAGAUCCUGCUCCCAGCCGGGAGCACCUCCCAGCGGCUGCGCGGCCUCUUCCCCUCCACCUUCUACAACGCCCGGCUGCAGGCCGUGUGGGGCGAGAGCCUCACGCCACCCGUGUCCACCUCCUUCACGACCGGUGGACUGCGGAUCCCCUUCCCCCGGGACUGUGGGGAGGAGAUGCAGAACGGAGUCAGCACUUCAAAGACCACCACCAUCUUCCUCAACGGCAACCGCGAGCGGCCCUUGGACGUGUUUUGUGACAUGGAGACAGAUGGGGGUGGCUGGCUGGUGUUCCAGCGGCGCAUGGACGGGCAGACGGACUUCUGGAGAGACUGGGAGGAGUAUGCCCACGGUUUUGGGAACAUCUCCAGAGAGUUCUGGCUGGGCAACGAGGUCCUGCACAGCCUGACACAGGCCGGGGACUACUCCAUGCGCGUGGACCUGCGGGCGGGGGAUGAGGCCGUGUUCGCGCAGUACGACUCCUUCAGGGUCGACUCUGCGGCUGAGUACUACCGCCUCCACCUGGCCGGGUACCACGGCACCGCAGGGGACUCUAUGAGCUACCACAGUGGCAGCGUCUUUUCCGCCCGCGAUCGUGACCCCAACAACUUGCUCAUCUCCUGCGCUGUCUCCUACCGCGGGGCCUGGUGGUACAGAAACUGCCACUACGCCAACCUCAACGGACUGUACGGGAGCACAGUGGACCACCAGGGCGUGAGCUGGUACCACUGGAAGGGCUUCGAGUUCUCCGUGCCCUUCACGGAGAUGAAGCUGAGACCCAGACGCUAUGAGGCCCCCAGUGGGGGCGGCUGAGCUGCUGUCCACCCCUCUCGCACCCCACUACGACUGCUGAGCACUGAGGGGUCGCGCCCAGAGGAGAGCCAGCGCGCCUCCGCCGCCUAGCCAGCCGGGGAAGCCUUCUUUGCGCGAUCUCACAGCACUAUGUUUACAGGGAGGGGAGG